AAUUUAUCAUUUUAAAAUAUCAUUAUUAUUGUAACAAAUUAACUCAGCCAUGUGAUAUCAUUCUCCUAAAAUCUUCAAUAUUGGUGCAAUAAAAUUUCGCGAACGCAAUGGAGUGUUUUGGACAAUCUCAGAAAGUUCACGUAAAAGAAGAAACUGAGAAUGAUUCAGAAAACCUUCCCACGUCUGAAGAAGCGAGCGCACUUCUGGAAUCAGCAUGUGCAAUCAACCACUUGAAUGUUUACCUCGGAGAUCACACAUAUGCCAGGACAGAGCCUUCAACAGCAGUGAACUCCCAAAACACAGAGCUACAGUAUUUGGGCUGUUUAGAAGCUGUCCAUAUAAAGGAAGAAGACUUAACUGAUAAAGAGUUUGCCCAUAAUAUAAAUGAAAUGAAUAAAAACACUACACACGAAGAAAAUGAGAUAAAUAAGCUUGCAUCAGACAGUGUUUUAAGUGUAGUAAAUAAAGCAGUUUCAUCCGGCUUAAAUGAAGUGAAAGAUGAGAAUGAGUUAGAAACAGUUUCCCCACAGAAGUUGAGUUUAAAAACAGAAUUGGGUGUGGAAGCGUCUGGUUUAUACAAUCAAACUGAAGAAGAGAUGUUAGGGACAGUUCGUCCACAAAAAAGUACAGAGUCGGACAAAAACGAGACAAUGACCGGACAGUACAAUGAAAUGACAGACAUGUCAAACUUAUUUGCAAGUGGAGCGAGCGAGGCAGUUAAAAACAAAGAAAUUAAAAAUGAGGCUCCGAUGGUAUUUCUACCUUCACAUACUGUCUUAUGUUUGGGGACUGAUAUCAAAGAUGAGAUACUGUCUUUGGAGUCAAGUUUAGACACUAAGCACAAAGUAAGCGGAAAAACCAUACAGACUUUGUAUGAAGUUAAAAAUGAGGUUAUGGCUACGGAACCCUUGGAUAGCAGAGGAGUGAGUGAAGCAGCUAUGACCGAAGGCUUAUACAAUGACCAUACGGUGAAGGAUGAGAUUGUGGUUGGCCCUGAGAACCCACAUAGGCCUGAUGCAGUAAUGGCUAUUCGCAGUUGGGCGCUAAUGAGUGAUUCUUCAUCAUCUGGGAGCUUAAAACAUACAAAAAGUGUUUCGUGAAGCUCGAGCAUCUCCGCUUAACGAUCACCGACAACCGGCAAACCAAAGUCUCUAAUACCGGCAAGACUCAAAAGGUGAGAAACCUUACUACUGAGAGAAAUGGUAGAAAAAAUCACAGAACCAACGACCACAGAAGAACCAAAAACUCUUAUAACAAAAAGACUCAGAGUAAAGACAAAGAAAACAAAGGAAGAAUCAAAAGAGAGUCUAUAUUAUGCAGCAGCACGAUUCGAGACUUUAAAGAAAACCCUACGCUUGAAAGAAAAGAGACAGGCAAAAGAGAAUCUAUAUGCAGUCUGUGUGGGGAGGUCUUUGUUCUGAAAGCAGAUUUGAUGAAACAUGUCAUGAGACACAUACGAGUACAUAUUUCUAAGGAAGAGGAAGAAAGAAACAUCGUUUCGGAAUGUGAUAAAUUGAAGUCUUCAAUGCGCGAUUGCUGGGUGAAACUCGAGCGCUGUGCCACGAAACAUGGCGAGCUCGAAACCACGAACGAAUCGAUUAAACAUACAACAACAAUUCAAGAUUAUUCGCCACAGAAACAUGUGCCACGACACACUGUAUCACGAGAGAAACAUGUACUAAAACAAAAUGUAUCACGAAAGAAAUAUAUACCAAAACAAAAUGUAUCACCAAAGAAACAUGUACCACGACAAGAUGUAUCAAAGAAACAUGUACCACAACAAAAUGUAUCACCAAAGAAACAUGUAUCACAACAAAAUGUAUUACCAAAGAAAUAUGUACCACAACAAAAUGUAUCAUCAAAGAAACAUGUACCACAACAAAAUGUACCACUAGAGAAACAUCUACCACAACAGGAAAUGCUCUCUGACUCCGUCCAGCUAUCGGAAACAAACAUAUUCACCUGUGAAAUAUGUAGUGAAUCAUUUCUAAACGAAAAUGGCCUAAAUAGUCAUAGUAAGGUACAUAUACGAAAACUUCACAUGACAAACCAAUCAAAAAUAAAUGUAAGUAACAGUAAAUCGCAAUAUGUAUGCAAAUAUUGCAACAAAGUCUUAAAAUCUAAACGUUCUAUAUACAGACACGAAUUAAUACACAAGGGAUUGAAACCAUACUCUUGUAAUAUAUGUAAAAAAUCGUUCUCUAGAGCUGACUACAUACAGCUUCAUAUACGAACGGUACACCAUAAUGAUGAGAAAUCCUGCGAUAUAUGCCAAAAAAAGUUCAAGCAUUCACAUGCUUUAAGAAAACAUAAAUACUUAAUUCACACAGACAGAAAAUAUUAUUCGUGCGAAAUUUGCGGAAAGCAGUUAUUAGGUUUCAACAUUUUAAAGAAACAUAAACUAAUUCAUACAGGGGAGCGUAAACACCAAUGUGAAGUAUGUAAAAAGAAAUUCACGCUACAGGCCUCGUUAACCAGGCACCGUGUAGUUCACACAGGUGACAAACCUUACGCCUGUAAAAUCUGUAAAAAAAAUUUUUCACUCUUACAUGCUGUAAAAAUUCAUGAAAGAACUCACACGGGACAAAAGCCAUAUUCGUGUGAAAUAUGUAAAAAGAGAUUUACUCGGAUGUCAUGUGUAUACUUACAUAGACGCAUACACGAGGGUAUAAAGCGUUAUACUUGUGAUAUUUGCUCAAAAGCAUUCAUGCAUUCAAGUACUUUGAAUAAACAUAAACUUAUCCACAUUGGUGUUAGAGCACAUCUCUGUGAAAUAUGUGACAAGCGAUUCUUACUAUCGGAUCACUUGAAAUCACAUCUAUAUACUCAUACGGGGAAAAAAUCGUUCUCGUGCGAAAUAUGUAAAAAAGCGUUUAUUUCUUCUGCUUAUUUAAACGUACACAAGCGGAUGCAUGGUGACAGGCCUUAUGGUUGUAAAGUGUGUGGAAAGGGUUUUACACGGCAGCAAAAUUUAAGAACUCAUCUACUUUUACAUACAAAAGAGGAACCAAUAAAGUAAUCUUUUCAAAUAUUCUUUUGUCUUUGGUCUUAAACUUUUUGACGGCAGUGUGUGAGUUGAUCGAAUAUAUAACAAUUCAUUAGAAAAUAUGGUCCUAUAUCUAAAUAUGUACUUUCGGAUAAUAAAAGAAAUAACUGAUUCA
Leguminivora glycinivorella is the source of this 3161-nucleotide messenger RNA. RefSeq lists its product as uncharacterized. The record is from RefSeq and is a predicted model, not a curated record. NCBI's taxonomy places the organism in Eukaryota, Metazoa, Arthropoda, Insecta, Lepidoptera, Tortricidae. The transcript has 6 exons. Bases 108 to 1100 code for a protein of 330 amino acids.